AGUUGGGUAAUUACGUAGCUUAUUAAUUUCGCGACCGUCUCGUUGACUCUCUGUAACCGUACUACAUAUAUUUACAAACGGAACGAGAUCGUUCAGGAAUAGAUUUUUCGAAAGAAACCAUUAAUAAUAUCUGGUGAGCGUCGUGGAAAUACGCGUUGUCGUGAUUUUUCGAUUAUUAACGCAAACUCCAUGGUAAACGUAAUUGGCAACGAACGAGAUUUAUUUUUAACGUUUUCCCUGUCCGAAUCGCGAUCUCGUAAUCGCCGUUAACCUUCCUCCGUGUUUAUAUCUCCGGUCGUAAGAUCCACGGAAAUCAGUGUCCGGUGAUUCGAAGAGUUUCGUAGUCGAAAGUGUGACUGUUUGGAAUUAUUUAUCGUUUAAUUGUUCUAAUUCGGAUUCGUAGCUCGAGGGAAUAAAAUUCGUAGUGUUUUUCGGGUAAAAUUUAUUGUCGAUACCCAUAGUAAUAUGACGGACGUCGUGAGACCUGCGUCGCCGAUCGCACCGGUUCGUUUGGCGACUAUUCAAAAACACGCACGCUGGGAGCAAUACAUCAAUGCCCUGCUGGCAGACCUGCAAAAUACCGUGUCCUCGGAAGGAAAUCAUGUUGGUAGUAACGCGACUCCUGGUUAUGGAUCAUUAAACGGCGCACGAACGACUCCAUACAGGUCGUACGAUAAUCGAACUUCACCUCUGCCGCCUCAAUCGCCGACUUACCAGAAUCGCGAAGCUAUAGAGGAGACCAUUGCUAAAAGCAGCAGCAGCAGCGGCGGAGGCGGCGGGAAAAUGCCUUCGUUGAACAACAACCUAUCGGAACUGGACACCUUGUUGCAAGAUCUGAGCAACGCGCGCUACAAUGCGGAUUAUCAGGAAAGGGAGAAUCGCGUGUCCUCGGGAGGAAUGAAUGGAGACUCGAAUCCGAUGCUUCGUUCUCCGAGUAGCAUGUCAACCUCGAGGCCCACCGUGGACUCGUUGCUCGAGGAGCUAAGUACUGCGGUGCCAAACGGAGAUUACCCUCUCGAUGGAAGAGUUAAGGUUACGAUUCAGGAAACGUCCACGGAGAUCCAACCGGUGUACGAUGGUUAUCCCACGAGACAGCACGGAUCGUUGAAUCGCGGCGAUACGCAAAAAGGCUACACCAACGGCCACACGGCAAGCAACGCUACCAAGGAGCUUGACGACCUGAUGGCCUCUUUGUCCGAGUUUAAGAUAAAUAGCGGUUCCCAUCAACAUCAAACGGUAACCGACUCGCCGUACGCGAAGCCCAACAAGGCCACCAAGAGCUCCCAGAGUCCGCUACCUCCCGAGGGCACGCAGACGCGUAUCCACAUUACAGAGACCCACACCACCCACCAUUAUCAACAGCAACUCGGAGAGCCUUAUCCACCGCCGCCAGCAGCCACUCAGACCAAACAGAAUCAAUUGGAUUCUAUGCUAGGGAACCUCCAGGCAGACAUGAGUCGUCAAGGUGUAAACACCACUCAGAAGGGAUGCUGCAGCGCCUGCGAGAAACCCAUCGUGGGACAAGUGAUCACCGCUUUGGGGAAAACAUGGCACCCCGAGCACUUUACGUGUACCCACUGCAACCAGGAGUUGGGAACGCGGAACUUCUUCGAGAGGGAGGGUCAACCUUACUGCGAGUCCGACUAUCACAAUCUGUUCUCGCCUCGUUGCGCCUACUGCAACGGCCCCAUUCUGGACAAAUGCGUCACCGCUCUGGAGAAAACUUGGCACACGGAACACUUCUUCUGCGCCCAGUGCGGCAAACAAUUCGGCGAGGAAGGGUUCCACGAACGGGACGGUAAGCCGUACUGCAGGGAAGACUAUUUUGAUAUGUUCGCGCCGAAGUGCGGCGGCUGCGAGCGCGCCAUCAUGGAAAAUUAUAUAUCCGCCUUGAACAGCCAAUGGCACCCCGACUGUUUCGUCUGCAGGGAUUGUAGACAAAAGUUCCAAGGUGGCUCGUUCUUCGACCACGAAGGCCUACCCUACUGCGAAACCCAUUAUCAUGCGAAGAGGGGAUCCCUGUGCGCGGGAUGUCAUAAGCCAAUUACAGGUCGUUGUAUAACCGCGAUGUUCCGUAAGUUCCAUCCAGAGCAUUUUGUGUGCGCGUUCUGUUUGAAACAAUUGAACAAGGGUACUUUUAAGGAACAAAACGACAAACCGUAUUGUCACGGAUGUUUUGACAAGCUGUUUGGUUAAGAUUUACCGGAAAGUAUUCGUAUUUGUAAUAUAAUAAUAAAUAACAAGCUGUUUCGCUCGGUACCGUUUACGAUAUCUAUAGGCUGGUCCGUGUUGCGUCCACGCGAACAGGACACGUGUAAUGGAUUUGGUCGUACAAAAUGUACUUCACGAUAUACACUUGUCAUUGACGUUUGAAAGUGGCGCUACCGUUCAAUUAAUAUGUCUACGUAUUGUUAUGUAUUCUUAUCGUAUGGAUAGGUGAUAGGAUAUUCGCAGUCAUAGGUAUCAUCUUCCCUUCUCUUUGAUAAGAGCUUGCUAAUAUUUUCACGAGUAUUUUAUAUCGCGUUCAGUGGCUAACGAAGCUUGAUGCAUAAAACUGAUAAUAUCCGUGUCGAAUUAACACUUUUAUUCCCCGUUUAUGGUACGUAUUCGUAAUAAAUUUGUACCAUGGUUAAAUUGUUUUUGAUUUUACUAAUACGAUCGUGGAACUUACCCCUUACUAUUUUAAACACUUUGGUUUAACAUAGAUGUUUGAUGUACUAAAAAUCAUAAUCGUUAGCCACUGUGUAUUUUAUAUCGACCGUUUCAUCUCCAACAGUUGAUAAAAGGUGCUAUUUAGUAGAUCGUUUACUAAUAACGUGUCCGUUAAGGAUAAGGCUCGAACGAAACAGCUGCCAUUUGAAAUCCAUAAUGAUGAUAAUAAAUAACCGCAGUUCUUACGUUACAUUUGAUACGUGUUUAUAGAAUAUUUAUAUUUCCAACUACAACACGUUGAGAAGUUCAACCUUAAAAUCAAAUUCAAAUAAUUAUUUACCGAGUCUAAAAUAAUCAAAAACAAAAUAUUUCACAAGUACAUAAUGUAGGAGCAGUAGAAAUAUUAAACAAAGGAUCCGUAAUUUCUCCCGAGUUCCCCCCAAUGGUGGUGUAUAAAUGAAAACCAAACAAAUGAAAUUUAGCUUUUAGUUUUAUUCGGCAUACUGUUGCACAGCAAUACUCCAGUUGUUACUAAUAAACAUUUAAUAAAUAUUAUAUACAUGAACAUUCGAUCGUUGCGAAUAAACAUAUCUAUAAAAUUUCUAAGACGAAGUAAAAAAAAAAGAACAAUGGGUGUUAUUUUUUUUUUUAAAUAAACUUAAUUUUACGAAUA
Messenger RNA from Colletes gigas, 3325 nucleotides. It is a transcript of the gene Pax, whose product is annotated as paxillin. Lineage: Eukaryota; Metazoa; Arthropoda; Insecta; Hymenoptera; Colletidae. Gene Ontology annotation, biological process: actin cytoskeleton organization; muscle structure development. The record is from RefSeq and is a predicted model, not a curated record. Gene Ontology annotation, cellular component: stress fiber; filamentous actin; adherens junction. The transcript is spliced from 10 exons. The coding region runs from base 466 to 2196 and encodes 576 amino acids. Gene Ontology annotation, molecular function: muscle alpha-actinin binding; actin binding.